Molecule: messenger RNA, 582 nt
Organism: Penicillium waksmanii
Lineage: Eukaryota; Fungi; Ascomycota; Eurotiomycetes; Eurotiales; Aspergillaceae
Product: GTP-binding nuclear protein GSP1/Ran
Exons: 5
Coding region: 1-582 (193 amino acids)
Biological process (GO): ribosomal subunit export from nucleus; protein import into nucleus
Cellular component (GO): cytoplasm; nucleus
Molecular function (GO): GTPase activity; GTP binding
Source: RefSeq, a predicted model, not a curated record
AUGGAGCCUGGAAACCUCGAAAAGCCUUUUAAAGUAACCAUUGUCGGCGAUGGAGGGGUUGGCAAGAGCAGCUACAUCAAAAAGCAGUUCUCACCGGAUUUCAAUCGAGACUACCUCCAAACAGCUGGCUAUGAAGUCUUCCGCUGGUCUAGGAAUAUGUCCGCUGGCCGUGUGAACCUAGAGCUUUGGGAUGUAUCUGGCAGCCAAAGCAAACUCCGAGACCGUCAGUCAUGGCUCCAGAAUAGCGACGCUGCGAUUAUCAUGGUCGAUCUAGCACAGCCAAUUACUUUCGAAAACGCUCUUCGCUGGCACGAGGAGCUAUUAUUGGCCAAUCCAUCGGGCCUACCAGUUGUCGUUUGUACAUGGAAGCCCACAUCCAAAGAAAAACUGCUGGAUGUAGAUCCCGAGACACUUCUCUGGCUCGGCGAGACAGAAGAUGUACAGUUCUAUGAUGUUGCAUCCGAUAUUUCACGCUUCGAUCAGCCACUCCUGUGCAUCGUGCGGAAAUUGAUGAAUGAUCCUGAUGCGAGUUUUUGGUUUCCGUAUACAUUAACAGAUGAUGAUCUGGAGAUACAUGACUAA